CCGUCGCGCAUACGGGAAGUUCGGCUAACUUCUUCCCGAGACGAACCCAGAUGUAUUCCAGAAGUUUGCUACGACGAGCAGGGAGUUCAACCCCGAGUUCAAUGCUGCGCGUUAGCUACGUGAAGAAGUCAGUUUCUUCACCAACCCGCAUCUAUGCCGGGCAAGGUGUUGGGUCUCCAUUUGGACGUUCGACAAACCCCCAGCUGCAGCUGCUGGGUUCAACCUCCAAAGCACUCGGAUAUACGUCAGCGCAUCCUUCCGUGGUCACAAAUGCAAGGCAGCUCCUGUCCUUAUCUACUACCUCCAGGAUAUUGCGGGAGCCUGAAGCACCCGCACCUCCGGUUAACACCAAACCACCGAAGCAGGAAACUCCAGUGGAGAAGGCAAUUCGCGAGGCAAAGGACGAGCAAGUUGCCGCUGCUAGUGUCCUAGCUGCUGCUGCUGCCGCGGGGGCCGCAGGGCCUGCCGUGGAAUCCACGCAGAAUACGGUACAGGUAGCUCCAAAGAAACCCCUUACCGUUCGCAUCAAGGAGGAGCUACUCCAUUACUGGCAUGGGACAAAGUUGCUUGGUGCUGAGAUUAGCAUUUCUAGUCGAUUACUUGUGAAGCUAUUGCGAGGAAACCGACUAUCUAGAAGGGAGCACAGACAGCUCAAACGGACAACGAGUGACCUGAUUAGGCUAGUUCCGUUUAUCAUCAUCCUGCUGAUCCCUUUCAUGGAGUUGGCGCUUCCAGUCUUAUUGAAGCUUUUCCCUAAUAUGCUACCUAGUACCUUUGAAAGCAAGUUCCAGGAGGAGGAGAAAAAGAAGAAGCUGUUGAAAAUGCGGCUUGAAAUGGCGAGGUUCCUGCAAGAGACCGUGGAAGAUGUCUCAGUAUCAGGAACGUCAGGAGCGGAUGCAGCGAAAGAGUUUAGUCAGUUCUUUAACAAGUGUCGAUCGAGCGGUCAACCUGUACCAACCGAGGAAAUUCUGCGCAUAGCCAAGAAGUUCCCUGACUCGCUUACACUGAACAACUUAUCGCGGCCUCAGCUUGUGAGCAUGGCGAAGUACAUGAACAUUCAAGCAUUUGGCACCGAUACGUUCUUGCGCCAUCAAAUUGAAAGGCGUCUUCGGUAUCUCGAAGAGGAUGACAAGGUUAUCAUGGCUGAGGGCGGUGUUGAUAAACUUUCGAUCCCUGAACUGCAGCAAGUGGCCAUCUCACGUGGUAUUAGGACGACCGGCGUGUCUCCGGCACGAAUGCGGGCAGAACUGGAACAAUGGCUUGAUCUCCAUCUGAAUCACAAUAUCUCAUCGUCUCUAUUGGUAUUAUCACGGGCUUUCCAAAUGCAAGAACGGAUACCAUCGGAUAAGGAUGAGGCUCUUAAAGGCAAUGCCGAAGCCCUGCAGGCUACGCUCUCAUCCCUACCUCACCAGGUAGUGAACGAAGCGCAACUACAAAUUUCGGAAGCCGAGGGAUCUGCGACAUACAAGCAACGUCUGGAUGUACUUCAGGAGCAGGAGGAGUUAAUCCAGGAUGAAUUGGAGCAAGAAGCUGCGAUUGCGGCCGCGAAGCGGGCUAAGGAGGAGGAGGAAGCCGCAUUGAAACAAGCCAAAGAAGAACAGGAAGCGGCGUCAAAGAAAACCGCCGAAGUGGAACAGAAGGCAGCGGUGCCAGUGGAGGAGACAAAAGAGGCUGUUCCAGAAGUUAAAGCGCCAACUGUCGAAGAGGAAGGAUUGCAAAUCUCCGAUGAGGAACUACAGAGGUUGAGUGAUGCUUUGAAGACUCUUACGAAAGUAUCCGCGCUUGAGGACGUAAAGGAGAAGCUUUCAGAACUCAAAGAAGGCCGCAAAGAAUUCAAAGAGGACAUUGAGGAGCUCAAGCAAGUGACGCAAAAGGAGCCAGCCAAAGCCUCUAACCGUCUUGGCCAACGGAUUGACAAAAUGGUCGACAAGAUUGAACAAGAAUUGGCAAAGUACGACGAAGAGAUUGGAUCCAGUCUCAACCUUGUGAGACCGAACGAGGAAGGCAAAAUUACAAUUGCAGACCUUGAAGAAGCACUAAAAGUAAUCCGAGACCAUCCAGAUGAUGAGCGUAUCAAAAAAAUUGUCGUUAAACUUGACGCAGACGGGGACGGUGUUGUAGCUAUGGAUGAGAUCUUGCAUUUGGCGGAUGAGGCAGAGAAAGAGGGACAUGGAGAGAUUAUUGGAGAGAUCAAACGGGUAGCAGCGGAAGGGAAGAAAUUAUCCGAACAAGCCGUAGAGCAAAUCAUACAAAUUCAGCACACAGUAGCAGACGAGAAGGCAGCUGCCGCUGCUGUGGCGAAGGCGGCCGAGAAUCCCGAGCGAGCCCGUGCCCAACAGGAUCAAGCAAGGGUUCCGGAGACAACGAAAUCCUCAUAAAAGAUCAGGUGGGCGAUAAUCAUUUACAUAGGAAGAGCCGAGUAGUGUAAGACCGUACGGUGGACUUCGUUUGGCGAGUGACGUCCGCUUUCAUUCAGCAUGCUGCUUGUACCAGCUUUCCAGAUCAUCCAUGUCACAUAUAGACGAGCCUUGGGUUCAGUGCAAUUCUAUUCUAGAUUGCGAUAAUAUAUUUACAUACGCAUUGCAAA
This is a messenger RNA of Spizellomyces punctatus DAOM BR117, 2587 nucleotides long. RefSeq lists its product as uncharacterized. The coding region runs from base 51 to 2378 and encodes 775 amino acids. Lineage: Eukaryota; Fungi; Chytridiomycota; Chytridiomycetes; Spizellomycetales; Spizellomycetaceae. Gene Ontology annotation, cellular component: mitochondrial inner membrane. Gene Ontology annotation, molecular function: ribosome binding; calcium ion binding. The transcript has 8 exons. Gene Ontology annotation, biological process: intracellular monoatomic cation homeostasis. The record is from RefSeq and is a predicted model, not a curated record.